AUGGAACUUGGCCCAUAUCUUACCUUUGAUGGGAUAGACUAUGAAUGUACUCUCUGUGAGAGGCUUUUUGCUUCUAAAGGCUCACUCUACGCACACUGCAGGAACACAUCCCGACACGAGUGGUGUGAGAGGUGCUGUCGAGUCUUUAUUUCAACGGCAUCGAAAGACGCGCAUCUUAAAGCAUCUAGCAGACAUAACUUUUGCUCCGCUGAGGAACUUAGAGAGCAUGAUAUCGAUAUGCACAACUUGUUUAUUAAGUGUGAGAGGUAUUUUGUGAACAAGAACAACUUCGAAAUGCAGAAACAUCAGCCUCGAACGAUGGAAUGCUGUGGUUGCUAUAAGACCUUCAAAUCCUUCUCCGGAGUUCUGCUCCAUCUCGAGUCUGGGGGCUGCUCAUUGAAUAUUACUGAGGAUAAUCUCGACGACUUGGCCCGCGAAUGUUACCAAAGUAGGAAGUAUAUCAAUGAUGAGCUUGAGGAUGGAGGCUGGCUUUAUACCUGCCCACACUGUGUGACAGAAUUCUCAAAACUCUCCGCCCUUUACUAG
Molecule: messenger RNA, 546 nt
Organism: Penicilliopsis zonata CBS 506.65
Lineage: Eukaryota; Fungi; Ascomycota; Eurotiomycetes; Eurotiales; Aspergillaceae
Exons: 3
Coding region: 1-546 (181 amino acids)
Source: RefSeq, a predicted model, not a curated record